This is a messenger RNA of Drosophila rhopaloa, 830 nucleotides long. Its product is annotated as probable RNA methyltransferase CG11342. Gene Ontology annotation, cellular component: cytoplasm. Gene Ontology annotation, molecular function: O-methyltransferase activity; RNA methyltransferase activity. NCBI's taxonomy places the organism in Eukaryota, Metazoa, Arthropoda, Insecta, Diptera, Drosophilidae. The record is from RefSeq and is a predicted model, not a curated record. The coding region runs from base 65 to 781 and encodes 238 amino acids. The transcript has a single exon. Gene Ontology annotation, biological process: miRNA metabolic process; negative regulation of pre-miRNA processing.
UCUAACGGUCACACUUAAAAAAUAACAACAUAACGUGCUUAUAAACAAUAUCUAAAAUUAAAUCAUGGACAUCAGAAACAACGAUCCCGGCGCCGUUCAAUAUGGCAAUUUCAUGAACUACUACCAAUUUAAUUCAGCCUCGGAACGUGUAAAACUUUUACCGGAUAAAGAUAUAUGGUUACCUGCUUUAAAUAAUGAUGUGUCCCCUGGAAAUAGUCCUUAUAUUGUCCUGGAUGUAGGCUGCAAUUGCGGGGUGUUUACCCAGCUGCUUCAUAAAUAUUUAAAGGAACUCCUCCAGAGACCUGUAAAAAUCCUAGGAGUGGAUAUAGACAAUCGUCUGAUACAGCGUGCUUUGGAGGAGAAUGAAUCCCCCGAAGACGUAAGCUACACUUGCGUGGAUGUCCUAGAUGAUGUUGCCUUUGAAUCUGUAACAACUUAUCUGGCUAUCAAUAACCGCCAAAAGUUCGAUGCCAUUUGCUGCUACUCAAUUACCAUGUGGAUUCACCUCAAUCAUCAUGAUCAAGGCCUCCAAUUGUUUCUGAAGAAGCUCUCCAAUCUGGCUGAACUCCUGGUGGUAGAACCACAGCCCUGGAAAUGUUAUCAAACGGCAGAGAGGCGUCUGAAAAAAGCUGGAGAAACGUUUCCCCUUUUUCGGGAACUCAAGUGGCGAUCCGAUGUGGAGCUGCAAAUACAAAACUACUUGGAAAAUUCCCUGGACCGAAGGAAGCUAUUCGAGUCCACGCCCACUAAAUGGCAGCGAAAGAUUUGCUUCUAUAGAUAAUGAUUCAAGCAUGUAAAAUUAAAGAUAAUGUAUAUAUAGAAGACAUCUA